Molecule: messenger RNA, 166 nt
Organism: Closterium sp. Naga37s-1
Lineage: Eukaryota; Viridiplantae; Streptophyta; Zygnematophyceae; Desmidiales; Closteriaceae
Source: the annotation of a GenBank genome assembly
GUUUUUAACUAGCGCGGAUAACAGCAGCCCCAACUUACCUUCCUAUUCAACCGGACGACUGUCAAACCUUUGCCGGUUAGGCUGGUUCCUGUCACUCGAGAUCGUCUCGGCGCCAGGACGGGACUCGGGCUCGCGCUCCGCCUCCCAGCAGCCUCUUCGCGAGUCG